AUGAGGACGACUGUACGACACCCCUGGCUAUACCGUUGCUCGGAAAGCAACAGGUAUCCUGGAAUGAUAAACAAACAAGCCCAUCGUGGACUGCAGGUCACUUGCUCUCGACCUAGGGAGCAAAUGCAGCCUAAGUCAAAAGGGCAUUCUCGGUCUCAGCUGGGACGGAGGGCGCUGUCAAGCUCUGGGCGCCGGCGCUCACAUCUCCCUCUCGGUGACCCACAACCCCCGCCUGGGAGGACCCAGAAGCAAUCCCGAAAGAGCCACCUGGGCACGUGCGUGACACUCACCUGUUCAUACUCUCCAGGCCCGGGAGAGCCGCGGUCCCCUUGCAAGUUCGGAAUCGUUGCUCCGGGACCGCUAACCCUCCCACGCUGCGCAGCCCAGUCUGCGGGGGGGCGUUUCCCAGCUGCUGGGCUGCGGUCGCGGGUGGGAGCGGCGGCAGCUGCGGCAAGUGCUGGCGGAGCGGCCAGGAUCUCCUCGCCGCCACUCGCUCCGACUAGCGGCCGAGGGACUGCGGCAGGACGCGAGCUCAGCCCGGAGAGGCCGCCAGGAUGCUGCAGUGCGGCGCUCGGGCGCCCCCUACCGGGGCCAGAGCCCGGCUCUUCCCGCGAGGCCGCCCCCGGCUGUAUGUACCAACAUGAACUAAUGGACCAAUGGAUUAUGUCUGUCAAAGAACAGGAACAAAAGGAAGCUUCAUCUCUGGUGGAGAAGGAUAUAUUGUGGUGUCAAAGGUGAACUUCAUGAGCUGUCUUGAAACAGGUGACUUCCUGUUUCUCAAGAGGACUUCCUGCCAGGA
This is a messenger RNA of Eubalaena glacialis (North Atlantic right whale), 799 nucleotides long. Its product is annotated as translation initiation factor IF-2. Bases 1 to 738 code for a protein of 245 amino acids. The record is from RefSeq and is a predicted model, not a curated record. The transcript has 4 exons. Lineage: Eukaryota; Metazoa; Chordata; Mammalia; Artiodactyla; Balaenidae.